AUGGAUGCAAACCAGACGCAAGAAUUGGAGAUAGAGGCUUUGAAGGCCAUCUACGGUGACGAUUUCAAGGAUAUUCCACCUCCAAAGGCAUGGAAAGGUGCCUUAUCCUUUCCCGAAUUCACCAUCACGGUGCGGCCCAACGAUGAAGCGCUUCACGGCCGCGUUGAAUUCACUUUACACGUCAAAUUCUCCAAGACCUAUCCGAAAGUGCUACCAACCCUCUCUGUGGACGCAUUCAUGGGCCUAUCCAAACUUCAGAUCAACCAGAUGUUAGGGCUCUUAAAGGUAGAAGCCCAAAAGGCUCUCGGUAGAGAGAUGAUUUUCGAGCUAGUAACAUUCUGUCAAGAGUGGCUUGAUCAGAACCACACUGUCAAGGAGGAGGAUGAUACGCCGAACGUGUCUCUGGCAACUGAGAUGGAGCAUGAAAAGCAAUCGCAGGAGGCAGAGCUGCGGUUACGACAAUUGGAGAGCGAGCAAGCCGCCGCCCUUGCAAAGGAAAUCGACGAGAAAAAAGAGGAGAAGCGGCGGUUACGAGCUUUGAACACUUCUCUAGAUCAUGGUGGACCAGAGACCGCUGUAGACGAUGGUGGACUGCUGGUUGACAAUGUUUACGCCUUUGAUUCGGAAAUCAAAUGGAAGGGUUACCAGUUUCAUUCUGUGGCUCUAUCUAACCCAGUUCCUGAUGGAGCAGGGACAACGCUAAGGGCCGAUCCCCAAUGCGAGCUCAAAAAGGGACCACUCCAUAUACCAGUGCUGGAAGCCUACCGUGUCGUCUUUGACAACCCUCACUACAAGACCAAUUAUGGAUUCCGCAAGAUCACCGAAAUUCGGCGGGAGAUAGAAGUACUCCAAAGCAUUGACCAUUCGAAUCUCAUAAAGAUAUUUGCGGUUCAGGUCGACGAUGCCAUGCAUAUUCCUCGCAUGACAAUCCUGAUCGAGCAACGUUCAGUUGCAUCUCUCCGCGACGUCUUGCAGCAUUCUGAUGGCCUUAAAUUGGAAAGGACCCUUGAUUAUAUGGGACAAAUUCUCUUUGGACUGAGCGCGCUUCACGCUCGAGGCAUAUGUCAUCGUGGACUCACAGCCGAAUGCAUCAGCCUCGUGCCACUUUUCCAAGCGCCAAACAAGUCCCUCCUCAAGAUUGGACGGGCUUCAUAUCACUCACGCAUCUUAGAACUACACCGCUCAAAUAACAUUGUAGACGAGUUAGGAGAAGUAUGGACUCCACCAGAAGCCUGGGCAGCGCCAGAGGCAUUGGGCAGGCCGUUAGAGUAUCCCCUUUCAAGAGAUAUCUGGGCGACUGGCGUUAUUCUCUUGCAAAUGCUGCAUGGGUUCUCUAUCGUUGAGCAAUGCGAGGACCCAUACUCUGCGUUGGAGCAUGGAGAGCCCGCCUCACCAGGCUUGAUGGAUCUCCUCAAAUCUAUAUUCAUAUCCAACCGCAAGAAGAGCCCUUCAUGUACCGAGUUAACUCGCCGACUUUCGCAAAUUUCGGGUCCAAUUGUUGCUUCUGGAACCAUUCCCAUCCCAGCGGAUCUAAAGACCCCAAUGCCCAAGCACGAUAUGCGGCAUUCGCCCGAAGUCGGAUUCUUUAUCCCGCCCUCAAAGUCACAGCUUAUUGGACCGAAACGGGCCUCGCGAUACCAGGAAGACUGGGAGGAGUUGGAAUUCCUGGGUAAAGGCGGUUUCGGGUCGGUUGUGAAGGCCAGAAAUAAACUGGACGGUCGCAUCUACGCAAUCAAAAAAGUCAAGCUGCGUGGGACAGAGAACGACGAUAAGAUUUUCCGAGAGGUCAACGCUCUCAGUCGCUUAAACCACCGGUACAUCGUGCGCUACUAUGCUACAUGGCUCGAAGUAUCGACCCGUGGACGAAGAAGCAGCACAGGGACGAGUCGCCAAAACAGCUCCAGAGACUCAGACGAAGAAGAUGAGGACGAGGAUACAACGGAUUCGGACACGACUGCCUCGGCGUCAGGUAAUCGGCGCAAGAGGGAUGACUUCGACGAAGAAAACGUGCUUAUGUAUGACCUGGACGACUUGACGGUGAAUUCCAAAUCGAGAAGUGGGAGAUCUUUCCCGAGUAUUCACUUUGGCGACGAGACAUCGUCCAUGUCGCUCGUAGCCGACGACGAAGAUGAGGACGAGAGUAGCCCCGAGACAGAGGAGGAGGUCGAGCGUCCGAAUCGAAGCUAUACAAUCAUGCCGCCGAAGCCUGUUCCGAGAGUGCUAUAUAUACAGAUGGAAUUUGUAGAGCGACAGACCUUGAGAGAGCUAAUAAUGGAGGAUGGGCUUUCAGAGGAGCAUGCAUGGACUCUGUUUCGUCAAAUUUUGGAUGCUGUGGUGCACAUAUCCUCACUGGGAAUUAUCCAUAGGGAUUUCAAGCCUUCGAACAUAUUCUUAUCGGCAAGCGGUGAUUGCAAAAUCGGUGACUUUGGGCUUGCUACAUCUAGCUUAGCUGCUGUGGACCCGUCGGACGUGGAAGCUGGACGUACCGUUGAAUCUUCUGCGGAAAUGACUUCUGGUGUUGGAACGAGUCUAUAUGUCGCACCUGAGGUCUUGCACGCAAAGGGCAGGAAUCACUCCAAAGCUGAUAUGUACAGCCUCGGUAUUGUCUUCUUCGAGAUGAACUACAUGUUCAAAACGGGUGCAGAAAGGGUUGCUGUCCUCCAACAGCUUAGGCAACCAGAGAUCAUCUUCCCUAGUGACUUUGAUCGACCGGCACAGAAGAAGAUUAUCACCUGGCUAUUACAACACGACCCAGCUGAUCGACCGACGGCUGCAGAGCUCUUUCAGAGUUCGUUGCUUCCUCAGCAAAUGGAGGAUGCUUAUUUUAGAGAAGCAUCCAGGCUGAUGACCAAUCCUGAUUCCCCGCACUAUUCCAAGCUGCUUGCAUCGUUGUUCAGCAAACCCGUGAGCCAGAUACGAGACGUUCUCUACGACGAGGAAGAGCGCCCCGAACAUGUCGCACUCGAUGGCGUCGUGGAGGAUCGACUGAUUGACCUGUUCCAGCUGCAUGGAGCAGUGAGCAGCGAUCCUCUGUUGUUCAUGCCAGCGAAAAGCAGAGACGUAGAAGAUGCCAAAACAGCGGUCUAUCUUGACAGACAAGGCGAACUUGUGGCCCUCCCAAAGCACCUUAUCCAGUCGUUUGCACGUCUCGCGGCUCGCAUGGGCAUCGAGCGUAUCAAACGGUAUCAUAUCGGCAAUAUAUAUCGAUCAUCUCCCAACGGUGGUCAUCCAAAGAGCCUCAAGGUCGCCGUCUUUGACAUCAUUACAUCGGAUCCAUCUAUGGGUGUGUCUGAAGCGGAAGCGAUUGCAAUUGUCAGCGAAAUCAUCGACACAUUUCCGGGGCUCAAUGCUACGACGUAUGAUAUCCACCUCUCACAUAGCAAAGUUUGCGAGGUUGCCUUGGCGAAACUCUCAGAAGAACAAAGGAGAAAUGUGAUUGGCAUCCUCGAUAAUCACAAAACGGCACUUCCCCUCAAGCGAACACUGUUGACCAAGCUGGGUUUGGCACGCUCCACCUUGGACGAGCUGGAGAUUCUCUUGCAAAUCGAUGAUGUAGAAUUGACAAUAUCCAAAUUGUCAAAAAUGUCGUUUGGUAUCUCUCUCACGAAAGUCUUUGACGAGAUUCGGACAGUCGUCCGAUUUGCGACUAUUCUCGGUGUCAAGAGAAGGAUCUAUUUCAAACCCUGGCUCCCCAGCGACUUGUUUACAUCGGGCUUGGUAUUUGAAGUACUCAAAGGCACAAAACGCUCCGAUAUUAUUGCCUCUGGUGGAAGAUAUGAUCGACUACUCGCGAGCUACCGCCCUCCUACCGAUCCUCAACCAGCAUUGCCUAUUCGCGCCACUGGUGUACAGAUUGCUGUUGACAAGAUUACCGCUUCACUUGCGGCUCAUCAACGUGCUUCUAUCAAGCAACUCAUCAAGGACAAGAGAACCUACGGACUGUGGUCACCACGUCGAUGUGAUGUUUACAUCUGCGAUUAUACAUCGGGCAAGCUAUCGGAUCGGCUAGAGGUUGCAUAUAUGCUAUGGGAGAAUGGAAUCAGCGCGGAUAUCAUGUACGAUGGAGCCGUUGACGAGACGGACGAGGUGACGAUCGCCAAAUGCCAGAGCGAGGGGAUACUAUUUUUGGUAUAUCACAAGGCAAGUGCAGGUCGUCCAAGUUACAGGAUCCGGAGUGUGCUGCGAGGAACAGAGCAAGAGGCGCUGAAACACGAACUUGUUUCGACGUUGCAAAGUCUAUUGUUGGAACAGUCCCGGUUUGAUAAGGAGCACGAGAACUCCGUGACGGUCCCCAAGAUUAGAGAGUCGGCGGACGUUCCGAUCAUUCUAGCCCCUGACACUUCAACACGGAAGCAUAGGCAUACAACGAAGAAUCUAUAUCAAACGAGAGCAAACGCGAUCAUAGCGGACAUCCGCGACGCAAUUCAUGCGCCCAACCACUCUGUCGUUGGCGUUGAUUUACACCCGGCGGCAUGGAAUGCGAUCACGGCGAGCCAGACCUGGAUCACCAACGAUGGCGCAUGGCGCACGCUACUCGAAGAGACGCCGCAGUUGCAAAAGGAGGUGGGCAUGCAACUGCGUGAGUACAUUAACGGCAAGCGAAGCGCAGGUGUGAGCCUCGUAUUUCUGUUUUCUCUGCGGGACGAGAAGUUGUUCCUCUACCACUUUCAGUAG
Messenger RNA from Serendipita indica DSM 11827, 4674 nucleotides. Lineage: Eukaryota; Fungi; Basidiomycota; Agaricomycetes; Sebacinales; Serendipitaceae. The record is from the annotation of a GenBank genome assembly.